Messenger RNA from Diaporthe batatas, 1534 nucleotides. RefSeq lists its product as uncharacterized. Bases 257 to 1183 code for a protein of 308 amino acids. The transcript has 9 exons. The record is from RefSeq and is a predicted model, not a curated record. Gene Ontology annotation, molecular function: methyltransferase activity. NCBI's taxonomy places the organism in Eukaryota, Fungi, Ascomycota, Sordariomycetes, Diaporthales, Diaporthaceae.
CCCUGCUUCACCCUAACGUCCCUGUCCGCCUAACUUGAGAAAGGAAAGAGGUAUCCACACUUGCAGUACGCUGGUCUCAAUGCAUUUAUUGGCGUGUGCAGAAUGGCAAUGGUCAUCUCACCCAGAUUCAACGUUCUUCCUGGCAGACUUUUGUGUGUUGUCGGAGCCAUCGAUCGCACUGAACUGGCACUAGGACGACAGAGCAAGCUCGUGAAGCAUUGAUACUUCUGCCGAUAUAUGUUAACGCCGAUUCCCAAUGGAACCAGAUGAAUCGCAAGAAAUCGCUGUGCCGGAUGCUUACCUGGACACAGUCGAGAUCCACGGCAGGCUGUUCCAGAAACACGCACUGCAGCACAAGAUAUAUUUCGCCCCGGUUGAUGAGGAAGAAGCACAGCGCCUCCAGCUUUUCCAUCACGUAUUCCACAUCCUCUUCGAUAAGAGGCUGAUAUUCCCUGGACCGAUACCUAGCCCGCGACGCAUCCUCGACUGCGGGUUUGGCUCAGCAACAUGGGCGAUAGAAGUUGCGGACUCCCACCCAAGGUGUGAGGUUAUCGGAGUAGACAUCGCAUCCCAAAUGAGCCCUCCGGACCUACCUCCGAACCUAUACCUAGAGGUUGACGAUCUGAACCAGAGGCUUAACUUCGAUCCCUCUUACUUCGACAUAGUUCACAGCCGUUGCGUAGCCGGCGGGAUUGACGCCGACAGGUGGGGUGACUACACGAAAGAGUUGAAUCGUGUCCUAAUUCCGGGAGGAUGGUGCCAGAUGGUCGAGGUCUAUUUCAACGCGCAGUCGAACAACGGCACGCUGACGGACGGUCAUGGCCUUCGGCGCUGGUCUCAGCUGUACCUGCAGAGCAUCCAACCCGAAAAGAACGGCAGGGUGGGCCUCAGGCUGGAGGAGCUCAUGAGGAGCGCAGGGUUCGAAAACGUCGAAGCACGAAUGAUGCAAUUGCCCCUGUGCGCCUGGCCGGAAGAUGCACGGGAGAAAGAGGUCGGGGCCGCGAAUCGUGAGAACAUGUCUCACCUCCUCAGCUCCCUGGCCAUCUACCCGUUUACUGAGAGACUGGGAAUGUCCAUCAACGAGGUGCAGGUCCUCUUGGCCCAGGCCCGCAGAGACGCUCAGGACCCGAGCUUAAAGGCAUACUUCCCGGUAUACGUAUGCAUUGGCCAGAAGAAAAGAUAGCAGCUGAGACGACCAAGGGCAUCGACCGCCCACUCAGGUGUCCACUUUGGCAGUCGGACAAUUGUUGAUUGGGGUAAACCCACCAUUGAUGCUUCCUGACCAGCUCGGGACAUGGGCGGCAUGUGCGUGGAUAAUCGAAUGGUACAAGGUGGAUCUGAAGCACGGUGAGACUUCAAAGUGUUCCCCACCCUUUUGGAGUGGGAGCAUUGCCUUGGAUCAGAGAGCCACGGCUGGAGAAAGUGCCUCUCACUCUGAGACAGCAGUACUAGUAGUUGCUCUGCGCAAGGAAGGGACCAACAGCGUCCUCCUGCCCUAUUACCCGCUUACCUGAAACCAGCAUUGCAGUUGUUG